AUGACGACGACUACUACGCCGGAGAAGACUCCGGCGAGACCCCUCUCUGUCCAGGACUGGGACGUUCUUAUCGAGGAUUUCCAAGACGCCGGCGUUCCUCGCGACUGGUUUACCGCCGUCUUCUCGAUUGAUUCUCUGGUGGACUUUGCUCUCUCUUCUCUCCUGAAGAAGGAAUUUCCUUCGCCAGUGAAGCUCUCAAUCCUUGUCUUUCUCGAAGAAUUCUCCGAUGUUUUGUUCGCUAAAUGUGGUAGCGAGACCUUUGAUCGCUUCAUCGAUGCUCUUCGUGCGAUCGUGCAAUCUCCGACUGAUGGAUCUUCCGGAUUGAAAGAGCAAGCGAUGAUCUCUUUCACGUCGGUGCUGUGCUCGAUUGAUUCUUUCUCUGUACGUCACGUUGAAGCAGUUGUCGACUUGCUCCUCGCGCUCGUUAAUCGUCCCAACCACGGGUUUGACCGGCAAGCUCGUGCAAUCGCGUGCGAGUGCUUGCGCCAGCUCGAGAGAGCCUUUCCUGGUUUGCUCUCCGAUGUCGCUGGCCAUCUUUGGUCGCUGUGCCAGGCGGAGAGAACCCACGCCGUGCAAGCUUACCUUCUCUUGUUCACCACAGUUGUCUACAACGUAGUCCAUCAGAAGCUGAGGGUUUCACUUCUUAGUACCUCUGUGCCUCUGGUGCCUUUCAAUGCUCCAAAUUGGAUGCGGGAUCAGAGUUCGAUUCAGGGUCAAGGUCAAAGUCAGGGGUUGGGGCCAGAUCAGAAGGAACUAAGACGAACACUGGCUUUCAUGUUGGAAUCGCCGUAUCUAUUCACGUCCUGUGCUAUGAUGGAGUUUAUGUGUAUGGUAGUGCCACUUGCGUCGGCAUUGGAGUUACAGGCCUCUAUGCUGAAAGUCCAGUUCUUGGGCAUGAUAUAUUCGUUUGAUCCGAUGCUCUGUCGUGUUGUCCUACUUAUGUAUACUCAGUUCCCUGAUGCUUUCGAGGGACAGGAGAAAGAGAUCAUGAGACGUCUUAUGCUUCUCUCUAAGGAGACUCAGAUAUAUCUUGUUUUCCGUUUGCUUGCGCUUCACUGGUUAAUGGGUUUGUUGAAUAAGCUUAUGUUGAGUGGGGAGCUUGAGAAGAGGAAGUCGGUUCUCGAGAUGGGUCAGAAGUUUCAUCCUGUUGUUUUUGAUCCACUCGCUUUAAAAGCGCUGAAGCUUGAUCUGCUGGUACAAUGCAAUGUUAGUUCCAAGGCUUUGAGUGGCGGUGAUAACAGCAAAUCUGGUGGGGAGUUGUUGCAGGAAUGCUUGAUAUCCGUUAAGGAUUUCAAAUGGUUGCCUCCUUGGAGCUCAGAAACUGCAGAGUUGCUGGUGGACAUGACUUCGGAUUUCCAAAUCUUGGUCCCUGUUAUUGUGGCGUUUAUUGAGCGGUUGAUAGGCUGUCAAAAGCAUCAGUGGUUAGGAGAGCGGUUUCUUCAGACGAUCGAUGAGAAGCUGCUUCCCAAACUUGAGAAGAACAAUUUAUUAACAGCUUACUUCCCGCUUUUCCAUCGUAUUGCCGAGAAUGAUACAAUACCUCCUUCUCGAUUGAUAGAGCUGCUUACGAACUUUGUGGUCUCACUUGUUGAGAAGCGCGGGUUUGAUGUGGGUUUGAAAUUGUGGGAUCAAGGAACUGAAGUUCUUGGCAUUUGUCGAACGCUGAUGAGUCACCAUAAGAGCUCUAGAUUAUUUCUUGGACUCUCUCGCCUUCUUUCUCUCAUGUGUCUCUCUUUCCCUGAUCUGGAGGUCAGAGACAACGCUAGGAUAUAUCUGAGGAUGCUGGUCUGUAUACCAGGACGGAGGAUAAAGAACAUUUUGAAGCCUGCAGAGACCGUUUCUCCAUCAACUCAUUCAUCUACAUUCUUUAGUGUCCAAAGUCCUCGUUUUCGUCAUGAUCCGAACCAAUCUAAGAACCUCUCAUCAUAUAUUCAUCUUGAACGGGUCACGCCCCUACUCGUGAAACAGUCAUGGUUGUUGUCUCUACCAUCUGUAGGUGUUGGAAAUGAUGGAUAUAGCAUUAUCGAAAGCAAAAUUCAGGUGGAUGAAGUUGAGCCUGAUAGCAGUCAAGAACUCCAGGUUUUGCCAGACUCUCGAAGAAUCGAAUCAGGAAAGCCCACAUUAAGGGUGAUGGAUGCAAAGAUUGCAGAAAUUCUUGAAAGGUUAAGAAGAUAUUUCUCAGUAAUUCCUGAUGUCAGACACAUGCCUGGAAUCAAGGUUAGGAUAACCUGUACUUUGAGACUGGAUGCUGAACCAUAUAGCACCAUAUGGAGCGGUCAAACCCAGAGUUCCGAGCUAGAUAAAGUCGACUCACCUCCUGCGAUAUUUGCGACGGUGCUCAAAUUCUCAUCUUCAGCACCUUAUGGCUCUAUUCCAUCGUGCCGCAUACCUUUCCUUCUCGGUGAGCCUCGCUGGAACAAGAAUGUGCCCAACGAUGAAGGUUCUUUGGGCAUCGUCUUGUUAGAGAACACGCCGAAAGAGGAGGAAAGAGGUGCAUUGGGAGGAGCACCUCUAACAGUUGAACUGGAACCUAGAGAACCAACACCUGGUUUGGUAGAGGUUUCAAUGGAAGCAAACGCAGAGAAUGGUCAGAUGAUUCAGGGGAAACUCGAGAGUGUCUCUGUGGGGAUCGAAGACAUGUUCCUGAAAGCUCUUGCCCCACCUGACGAACCUGAAGAGACAAUACCGAGCUACUACUCAGAUUUAUUCAAUGCUUUGUGGGAAGUAUGCGGUUCUUCAUCCAGCACCGCACACGAGACAUUUGCACUAAAAGGAGGCAAAACAGCUGCAGCAAUCAGUGGGACUCGAUCAGUGAAACUGCUUGAAGUCCCUGCAGAAACCGUUAUACAGGCCAGCGAGCUUCAUUUAGCGCCCUUUGUGGUGGCUAUCACCGGAGAACGGCUUGUGAACAUUGUAAGAGACGGAGGAAUCAUCGAGAACAUUGUGUGGAAGGAGGAGGAAGACGAAGAAAGGGAUAACGCUAAUAAUGCGGAGAGGUCAACUUCAUCAUCGGCGGGGGCCACCGGAUUGAGCCGAGGUCCUCUUUGUCUGACAUACAUUGGAUAUGGAGAUGAUCAUGAGGUUCCGAUGACGAGGAGCAGAGGGAAAAUGGGAAAGAUAAAGAUGCUGAUGUUUCUGCCGCCGAGAUAUCAUCUGCUGUUUGAAAUGGAAGUUGGUGAAGGAUCGACAUUGGUGCAUAUAAGAACAGAUCAUUGGCCUUGCUUGGCUUAUGUUGAUGAUUACUUGGAAGCUUUGUUUUUGCAGUAGAAGAGACUUUUAUUGUUUUUAUUCUCUUUUUACCCACCUACAAACACAACGGAGUAAAACCCAGCAAAUGUUAUUUUGCUUUGAGAAAUCCAGUUUUGUUUUGGGCAGUGCUAGACAUCAAUUUUACCACGGUCAGUAAAAUUAUUUUACAGAAGUUAAAAAAAAAAAUUUAAUAGAGUUGGAUCAUAAU
Messenger RNA from Thlaspi arvense, 3457 nucleotides. Lineage: Eukaryota; Viridiplantae; Streptophyta; Magnoliopsida; Brassicales; Brassicaceae. The record is from the annotation of a GenBank genome assembly.